This is a messenger RNA of Sitophilus oryzae (rice weevil), 816 nucleotides long. RefSeq names its product E3 ubiquitin-protein ligase MARCH3-like. Bases 17 to 643 code for a protein of 208 amino acids. Gene Ontology annotation, biological process: protein ubiquitination. The record is from RefSeq and is a predicted model, not a curated record. NCBI's taxonomy places the organism in Eukaryota, Metazoa, Arthropoda, Insecta, Coleoptera, Curculionidae. Gene Ontology annotation, molecular function: zinc ion binding; ubiquitin-protein transferase activity. The transcript has a single exon.
UACUGUCAAAUGAAUUAUGCAACAAAAAGAAUGUCCCAACAACACUAAAGAUAUCGAAACAACAUCUUGCCCUACAUCGCCUAAAAUAUCAUUGGUCCAGGUACCCUCCCUUAACAUUCCAGUCUGCCGAAUAUGCCAAGCAACCUCGUCAAGCGAAGAACUGAUAUCACCAUGCUACUGCAAAGGAUCUCUGGCCUAUAUACAUUUAUCCUGCUUGGAACGAUGGUUGAACGAAUCCAGCAGGAACUACUGCGAACUUUGUAAGUACCGAUUUGACGCCAUCCGAACUCAAAGGUACGGAUUGUGGCAAGGGUUAAGAAUAUGGAUACUCCAUCCAAGAAAUCGAAGACAUAUUCAGUCAGAUUUUAUAGUAGGGUUCUUACUGACUCUGGUCACAGCAGGAUUGUUAGCUGUUUGUAUUUACGGUAUGGAGUUCUUUGUAAACGAAGCUAACAGAAUUGGAAUGGGCAAAACGUGGAUUCGGUUUGUGGUGAUCACCUUUCUUAUAAUCAUUCUAUUGGGAUACGUGAUAUCGAUUUAUCUUCUGGUGAGGGAUCAUUUUACUCCAUGGUAUCAGUGGUGGAGGAGGACGGUGAACAUUCAGUUAAGGUUUCCUUGCCAAGGAGAAGAAACUGAAGGAUAGUUUAAAUCACCAAGCUUAGCCCAGUUUAAAAGAAAUCUACAUAAUGGUAUAUAUACCUAGAAAUGCGACUUAUAUACCUACAAAGUGAGAACUUUAUUAUAUCAUACACUUUUCUUAUUUAUUUCUUGUAGUAAACAUGUUAUUUAAAUUCCAAAUAAACCAUAAUUAUUUAC